Molecule: messenger RNA, 209 nt
Organism: Racocetra persica
Lineage: Eukaryota; Fungi; Glomeromycota; Glomeromycetes; Diversisporales; Gigasporaceae
Source: the annotation of a GenBank genome assembly
GGCAUAUCAUGAGAGACUGUCAAGAUCGAGAUAAAGAAAGUAAUCAAACUGAUAUGAAUAUGAAGUUUAAAAAUAUAGACAUAUGGAUAGUAGAGUUUAUAAAGAUAAAUCCUGAAUUAGCUAACAAAUAUCUAAAGGUAGAGCUAUUGAACACUGAUGAACAAUACAAUAUGAGGCCUAUUGGUAAAGGAAAAGAGGCAACAAAGUAG